Molecule: messenger RNA, 593 nt
Organism: Hibiscus syriacus
Lineage: Eukaryota; Viridiplantae; Streptophyta; Magnoliopsida; Malvales; Malvaceae
Product: transcription elongation factor 1 homolog
Exons: 5
Coding region: 104-439 (111 amino acids)
Biological process (GO): transcription elongation by RNA polymerase II
Cellular component (GO): transcription elongation factor complex
Molecular function (GO): RNA polymerase II complex binding
Source: RefSeq, a predicted model, not a curated record
CUCGUCCUCUUUCUCUUACCUCUACUUCGUAAAAGCAUCGGAAAUUAGGGUUUCCGAUCCUCACAAUUAUCGGGAUAGCCGUCUGUGCUGAAGGAAUUGAAGCAUGGGAAAGAGGAAAUCAAGAGCGAAGCCUGCGCCUAAGAAGCGAAUGGAUAAGCUUGACACCGUUUUCAGCUGCCCCUUUUGUAACCAUGGAACAAGUGUUGAGUGCCGCAUUGACAUGAAGAACUUGAUUGGUGAAGCCUCUUGCAGGAUAUGCCAGGAAAGUUUCAGCACUGUUAUAACAGCUUUGACUGAACCGAUAGACAUAUACAGUGAAUGGAUCGAUGAAUGUGAGCGGGUUAACAACCUUGAAGAAGAAGAAGAAGAAGAGGAUGUGGAUCAGGAUGAAGGUUAUGUGCCCAGAAAACGGGUUUCAACAGCUGAAUGGGAUGAUUAGUGGUAGUCAUGAACCCUAUAGAACUUUCUAAGUCUGUAAAUUAUGUUAGUUUGCUGUGGGGAAUAGUUGGUGUGCAUGUAUGCAUAUCUAACAUCAUCUUAUGAAUUAUGACAUGAAUUGCCUAAGUGAUCUAUUGCACGCCAUGCAUAUCUAA